Messenger RNA from Phaedon cochleariae (mustard beetle), 2307 nucleotides. Lineage: Eukaryota; Metazoa; Arthropoda; Insecta; Coleoptera; Chrysomelidae. The record is from the annotation of a GenBank genome assembly.
AUGUUAGAAGUUUAUAAAUCACGUCCUACUGUGUUCACGUUAGAUGGUUUGACUAACGCUGUUAUAAAUUUUCCCUUGGAUUUACUAGAAACUCAGCCACUAUGGAAUUUGUCAGCAUAUGCAGCUGUGGCAAUGUACGUUCAGAAUAUAUUUCCAAUUAAAGAUAUCAAAUUAGUAUCUGAGACUUUACUCAGAAAUAGUGUUAAUAAUUAUUUAACGAUCAAGACGAAAGUUCCACAAGAACAGACCUUUGAACGCGACAGUCACCGACAAAAGAGGUAUAAAAUUAAUUUGCCAUCGACUUCGUUUGCUUCUUCAGAUAUUGAGGUAGAAUCAGACUCUGAGAUUCAAUCUGAUGAGGAUGAAAAUUACUCAGAUAAUCCGUCGAGUAACGAACUUAAACUACAAAUUGUUGUUGAAUCAGAAGAUGACGAUGAGUGUGAUAGGAUUGAACCAUCACAACAAUUACCAUCUGAUAAAUCUUCAACAAUAGCUUCACCAACAAGUAGAAUAUUAAAUUCUAGUGGAAUUACUCGUCCUAAUUCUGCUAUUAAUGUCAUUUCAUCAAUAGUGAUACCAUCAAAAGUUGAAUCUGUACCUUUAGUUGCAAUUUCACGUGACGUCGAAGUUCCAACUUCAAUUGGAGAUACGAUUCCAGUUGAAGUUUCAACUUCAAUUGGAGAUACAAUUCCAGUCGAAGUUGCAACUUCAAUUGGAGAUACAAUUCCAGUCGAAGUUUCAACUUCAAUUGAUAUGGCGACAUCAAUUGAAUGCAUCGGUAUAACUUCAAACGAAGUUAUAACUGCAGCUAUAACUUUGGCUGAAGUUAUACCUAUAAAUGAAUCUACAUCAAUUAUAAAAUCAACUUCAACUGAAAUUGUAGCUUCAAUUGAUAAUGAAAUUGUAACGUCAACUGGAGUUGUUACUCCAAUUGAAGUUGAAAUUUCGUCAACUGCAGUUGCAUCUCCAAUUGAAGUUGAAAUUUCCACUGAACAUUCUUCAAAUAAUACUUCAAAAAUAACAAAUCAACAAUUUACCGAAGGGUCAGAAGUUGAUAUGCUUUUGGAAGAAGCAAUAUCAACUGACAAUAUACCUGUAGUUGAAAAUUCAACUACAAUUAUAUCUUCAGUUGAAACUAAGGAUUCAAGAAAUAACAUAAAGUCAAAUGAAACUUCAAUACAAGUUACAAAUGUUAUAUCUGAAGGUACAACUUCAGCUGUUGAAGAAAUUGAGAGACCAGGUUCAUCAACUUCGUCACUUGGAAUAUCUAGAUUAGAAAUGAGAAGUGAAUUGGAAUCAUUAUCACAACAAAAAUCUGACAAGUAUAAAUACAAAAUUGGUGAUAUCAUUUUGGGUAAAGAAAAGGGUUAUACUUAUUGGCCGUGUAAAAUCUCCAUGGUAAAGGCACUUUCUUAUAAAGUCAAAUUUUAUGGCAGAGAUACCAAGGGUAAUGUUUCCACCACUUGGAGGUCCAUGGAAGAAGAUUUAGAUAUUUUGGAGGAUGCUCUCUAUCACCAAAUAAUGAUAUUAGAUGAGAAUAUAGAUAGUGCUCCAAGAGUUCCUGAGUCAGACGACAAGAAAAGAGGAAAAGUCAGUUCUAAAAGGCAUUGCUGUUUUUAUUGCAAUAAACCUGUGUUCAAAGUUUAUCGACACUACAUUGAUGUUCAUGGGAAAGAAAAAGAAGUGAGAGAACUAGCAAUUCUUCCACCUAAGUCACAACAAAGAAAAAUUUUGCCUGAUAAACUUCGUAAACAAGCAGAAUCAAACAACAAAUUGACGUUGGUGCAACCAUGGCGUCAUGAAGUGAUUCAUUGUACUUACGAAAAUCAAGUUCCAGAAGAUCCAGCCCGUUCUGAAGAUCUGCAUGAGCCUCCAAUGAAUACUCCAGAUAGAGUAUUCGAUCAUAAAUCAGGUCCUCAAUUUAUGGCCAUGGAAGAGGCGCUUUUGUUCAUCAUAGACGUCAGGAAACGUCACAAAAAUCUGGAGCAGGAGCUAAACAUGCAAAGACACACAUCUACGCUAAACAAUAAGAGAAGGAAUGUGACUGAAUCUGGUCAGACAGAUAGUUCACUACCAAGCACAUUACAAGGGAGCCAAGAUGAUCUCGAUUUAUCACAAGACAAUAAUGAUACACAAGAUAGACAAUUAGUAGAUGUCAACAGGGGAACCCAAACCCAAGUUAAACGGACUCCUAGUGGAAGUACUCAGUUUAGAAGAAGAAAAUCUGAUUUAGAAAGUAAAUUCAUAGGUUAUACUGAUUCCGAGAUCGAGCAACCAUCAUCAGUUACACAAAAUCAACCAAAAUAA